Molecule: messenger RNA, 888 nt
Organism: Daphnia magna
Lineage: Eukaryota; Metazoa; Arthropoda; Branchiopoda; Diplostraca; Daphniidae
Exons: 1
Coding region: 1-888 (295 amino acids)
Source: RefSeq, a predicted model, not a curated record
AUGUUAUUUCGAAACACCAGUUUACUUAGAACAAGAAAGUUACUGAAUAUGGACCCUAGAGUAUAUCUAGGUAUCCUACCAGAACGUAUUUCCUUUAUUCAUCUUUUGUCGAACAAAUUUUCAUGUAAUGACGGAUUUUUUACUUCUCACGAUGCUGUAUGUCUGAUUUUUAGAAAAAUUAGGUUGAAUGAGUCUUUCGUAGUCCUUGCUUACGAAUUCGGAUUAAGCCCACGACAAGCAUGUAGGAUUUUUAAUCGAUAUGUUAGUUUUAUUGCAGACCAUGUUCUGGAGAUCAUUGUGUGGCCUAACAGUAAUUCUUUAAAAAGAGCAUUGCCGGUUUCGUUUAGGAAAAAUUAUAGCAGGGUCCAAUCAAUAAUAGACUGCUUCGAAAUAGAAAUACAAAAGCCAAGUGAUCCCGUUAAUCAAGCACUUACUUGGUCUGAGUACAAGGGAUGCAACACCUUGAAAUAUCUCGUUUCGAUAACUCCUGACGGUUUAAUUAAUUUUGUUUCAACAGGAUAUGGAGGCAGAACCACUGACGAAGUGGUAACUGCCCAGAGUAAAUUUCUUGAAAAGCUACAGCCGGGAGUUCAUGUUAUGGCAGACCGAGGUUUCAAAAGAAUAGAACCUUUCAUAUCCAGCAAAAAGUGUGUUUUAGUUCGUCCAUCAUCGGUGUCAUCAGGUGUACAUUCAAGCAAGAGAGAUGUUAUUGAUAGUAGAAGGAUUUCAGGUUUACGCAUUCAUGUGGAAAGAGCUAUUAGGCGAAUACGUGAGUUUAGUUUUGUUUCCCCUCAUGCAUGCAUAACAAACCAGCAACUUAAGCAUGUUGAUGAUGUAAUAAAAAUUGUUUGUGGCCUUGUAAAUUUGCAAAAUCCUUUAAUAAAGUAA